AGCCAAAACGUGAUUUUUGGCGCCAAAGCGAAAUUCACUUCCAUUUCCCUCUUAUGGGCGUGUGUAUAAUUUUUAACUUUUAUCAUUCCCUCUUUCAACUCAACCACGCACCACACCAGAACAAUUAGGGUUCGUAGAUUUCCGUUGUCUCCUUUACCGAUCUCACAGAAUUAGCUCGCUCUUCAGAUAUUCGUCUUCCAAACACUCGCAAAUUCCGAUAAAUGGAAAUGUCGGUGCCAACAAUAAUCAUAGACGCUGAAAACUCUCCCCCUCGGCCUCCUCCUCUUCCGCCUCAAGAUCCGAAAUCAAACCAAGCCAAGAGCACCACGCGGAAGCGGAAGAAGAAGGUUCCCUCGCUGCUGCAAAACCUAAAGAGCGCCGAGGAGAAGCAGGCGCACAUCGAAACCCUCGAGAAGGAACUCGACGCGCUGUUCCGGUACUACCGGGAGGUCAUGGCGCAGAAAGUGUGCGUCCAGCUUGGCCAGUGCGGUGGUUCCCGAAACGCUGUCGUCGCGGCUCUGAUGGAGGAGAGCGACCUUCCGCUGUCGAGGCUCGUUGACGAGAUUCACGAUAGGCUGAGCGGCGAAGUCGGUAGCGGCGCAAUCGUGCUGACGGAGGCUGUUACUCAUGCGACGGUGAAGAGUAGCGUGUUGUCGGUGGGACAGAGAGUGACUUACGGCGUGCCCAAUGCUGAUGCUGACGUACUCGAGGACCAUGCUGAGUCCUGUCUCUGGUGUUGGGAGACCAGGGAUAUGAAAUUGAUGUCAAAAUCUGUGCGAGGAGAGUUCAGUAUUCGGCGUACUUGUCGGAGAAGGAUUCAUGAGAGGAUUUUGGCUGUCUCUGAAAUGAUAGCUGCUUUGAAAAAGCUAGAGAGUGAACCAGAUUAUAAUCAUGGUUUAAUGAAGGCGUCAGCAAAGCUCGGUAAAGCUUUUCCCGAGGCAGAUAUACGGUUGUUAGUGGAUGCCUUGUUGCAGAAAAACAGUGAAGAAAUGGACAAGAAACGAGCAAACCAAGAAAAUAAAUUGCUAAUUAAACAGUUGGAGAGAAAUAGAAGAGAAGCAGAGAAAGAGAAAGAAAGCAUGCACAAGGAACUGCAAAGAGAAAUACUGCUCAAUGAAUCAGAUUUAAAAAUGUCACAAGAUGAGACAAGAAAUGAUGAGAAAAGUUCUGAAAAGAAGAAACAGCAAAAGAAGCAGGUGGAGGAAGCAGAAAAGGAUCAAAGGCGCAAAGAGAAAGCAGAAGCUGAAUUAAAAAAGAAGCGCAGUUUACAAAAGCAAGCCUCAAUUAUGGAGCGUUUUCUUAAGAGAAGUAAAAUUAAUCCCCCAUCUCAGAAAGAUCAAGUUUCAGUGAAAUCACCUGCAUCUGAUUUGUCAAGCAGCAAUAGUGAAAGUUUGUUUGAGUCAGCUACUAUCUCAAUGGAUUGUACUCUUGCAUCAAGUAGUGAUGUUGCACUUGAGGAUAUUCGGAGGUCACUCUUUUCUUCAUGGCGCUGUUUAGGACAAUCAAUUCGCUCAAACAGGAAACAGAGAUGGGGCUUACGCCAGAAACCUAGGACUCAAGUUUUUAAGGAACUUAAGCUGACAGCUAUUAAAACUGCAGUUCAUGAUGAUGAGUUGGACGUGGAGAAACAUGUGGACAGAUUGGGAGAAUGUAGUUCUGAUAUCAGUUCAUGCCCAAUGAAUACAGAUAGUUCUCCUCUUGAUGCCAAGAAGUACAGUCGGGGGAAGCAAUUAUUACAGUUCGAUAAAUCUCAUAGACCUGCCUUUUUUGGUAUUUGGCCCACAAAAAGUCAUGUUGUUGGACCACGCCAUCCUUUAAGGAAGGAUCCAAGCCUGGAUUAUGAUGUCAGCAGCGAUGAGGAAUGGGAAGAGGAGGAACCGGGUGAAAGUCUUUCUGAUUGUGAUAAAGAUGAAGAGGAAUGUCAAGAGGAGUGUUCAAAGUCUGAUGAUGAAAGUGAAGAUGGUUUUUUUGUACCAGAUGGAUAUCUCUCUGAAGAUGAGGGUGCACAAGUGGAUAGAAUGGAAAUAGACGAUGACAUUGAGGGGGCUGAUAGCCCACCUAGCUGUAAGGAUGAUAGAGAGACCGAGGAGUUCUGUGCUUUACUUCGGCAGCAGAAAUAUCUAAACAAUUUGACAGAGCAUGCUCUCCGGAAAAAUCAACCUUUGUUUAUAUCAAAUUUGAUUCAUGAAAAGGAGUUUAUAUCAGAUAACAAUAUUAGUGGUACUUCUAAGCUGGAGCAGAUGUGCUUGCAAGCCUUGAGUAUGUAUCCAAUUCCUGGCAGCUCAUAUAUAGAAUUAUCUAUGGAUAAAAUGCAGGAUGAGGACCAAGAAGUCUGCCUCUCCACCGGUAAAGGUGGUGCUAGUCCAAUAUCUGGUGUAGCUGUAAUACCCGACUCAGACCUUAACAUAAUUGUAACUACUAUUCAAAGUUGUUCUCAGGGUAUGAAUAAAGUUUUAGUGUCUUUGCAACAGAAGUUCCCUUCUGUAUCUAAGUCAUCACUGAAGAAUAAAGUGCGUGAAGUAUCUGACUAUGUUGAUAACCGUUUGCAGGUGAAGAAAGAAGUUUUGGAUAAGCUUGGCUUGGCAGUUAAACAUGAAAAAAACAGUGGGGGACCGAGGAGUAUUGCUGCAUUUUUUUCUAAAAGGUGCUUGCCGCCAGCUGGUGAAGGUGUGAAACCUGGUGAAACUUCACCACUUCCACCCCUGAAGUCGUCUUCUGCCAUUGAUGAACGACCACAAAGUUCAUAUAAUAUUUAGUGUUCCACAUUUUGUUGCCCAGUGGCAUUUUUGCUACUUUUCAGAUAUCUCAGCUUAGACUUUUUUUUGGUAAAAGUUGGAGAUAGUGGGUUGCACUUGAUUCUCAUUUACCACUGGGCAAGUUCCUGAUUACUAUAUUAUGACAAUACUGUUUACUUGGUUUUCCAAGUUUGGACUUGAUAAACAUUUGUUGACUGUAUUGUAUAAAGAGGAAAUACUAUUUGCAUCACCCCAUUUCUUGGGGGUUUCUUUUA
Molecule: messenger RNA, 3010 nt
Organism: Cajanus cajan (pigeon pea)
Lineage: Eukaryota; Viridiplantae; Streptophyta; Magnoliopsida; Fabales; Fabaceae
Gene: FAS1
Product: chromatin assembly factor-1 (FASCIATA1) (FAS1)
Biological process (GO): nucleosome assembly
Cellular component (GO): nucleus; CAF-1 complex
Source: RefSeq, a predicted model, not a curated record